This is a messenger RNA of Rana temporaria (common frog), 2049 nucleotides long. RefSeq names its product neuronal differentiation 2 (gene NEUROD2). The transcript has 2 exons. NCBI's taxonomy places the organism in Eukaryota, Metazoa, Chordata, Amphibia, Anura, Ranidae. The record is from RefSeq and is a predicted model, not a curated record. The coding region runs from base 283 to 1344 and encodes 353 amino acids. Gene Ontology annotation, molecular function: protein dimerization activity. Gene Ontology annotation, biological process: regulation of DNA-templated transcription; nervous system development.
GAAGAGUGACAGAUGGUAAGUCCUCCUCCCCUAGGGACCCAAAUCUCCCUCAAUCCAACCGCACGUCAAUCAGAGGCUCCCGUGUGAUCGCUCCCGCGGAUGACGUGCCAACCAUAUGGCCUGGCAUCAGAGCUGGUACCAUGACUCGGUAGACAUGCCACCCUCUCCUCCUUUUGGAUUGCACUCUGAAGGAGCCUGAGAACCUCAAGGAGACUCUUCUACUCCCAGAAGAUGCUGUGAACCAUGUCAUAAAUUUCUUUAGCGCCUUGCUCUGGAGCAAUCAUGUUGACCAGGCUGUUCAGCGACACCAGUCUGAUUCCUGAGGUGCAGAAAUUUGCCUCCUGGACAGAUGAGUGUGAUGAGGAGGAUCUCAGUGACAGGGAUGAGAGUGAGAAAAGCCUACAGGAUAUCCAUACGGAAGAAUCUCAAAGUGAAAGCAAAGAAGAUGGAGAUAUUGGUGGGGAAGAUGAUGAGGAGGAUGAGGAGGAGGAAGGGACAGAGGAGAAUGAGGGGGAUAGGCCCAAAAAACGAGGGCCGAAAAAGAGAAAAAUGACCAAGGCCAGGAUGGAGAGGUCAAAGGUGAGAAGACAGAAGGCCAACGCACGGGAGAGAAACCGCAUGCACGACCUCAACUCCGCACUGGACAAUCUCAGGAAGGUCGUUCCAUGCUACUCCAAGACCCAGAAGCUGUCCAAGAUUGAGACCCUCAGGCUUGCUAAGAACUACAUCUGGGCCCUUUCUGAGAUCUUAAGGUCUGGGAAAAGGCCUGAUCUAGUCGCCUAUGUGCAAACCUUGUGCAAGGGUCUCUCUCAGCCCACCACCAACCUGGUGGCCGGCUGUCUGCAGCUGAACUCCAGGAAUUUCCUGACUGAGCAAGGUCAAGAUGCUGGGAGGUAUCAUGGCCCGAAUUCUUCUUUUGCCAUGCACCCUUACUCUUCUUACCAGUGCUCCCGGCUCUCAGGCUCCCAGUGUCAGUCAAGCUCAAUAGCCAGCUCUCAUGCUCUGAGGAGCCACGGCUACUGUGCCACCUAUGAGUCCAUCUAUGGUAACACAUCUCCAGACUAUAACAGCUCUGAGUAUGAUGCCCCUUUAAGCCCACCACUGUGCAUUAAUGGCAACUUCUCCCUCAAACAGGACUCAUCACCGGACAACGAUAAAAACUACCACUACUCUAUGCACUAUUCUACCCUGCCAGGCUCCAGGCCUUCCGGACAUAGCCUGCUGUUUGGAUCUUCUGGGAUGCGCAGUGGAGUUCACUCUGAGAACCUGUUGCCUUAUGAUAUGCACGUCCAUCACGAUAGGGCCCCAGUGUAUGAAGAACUCAAUGCUUUUUUCCAUAACUGACCAAUCCUGUUCCAAUUUUCUCAUGUGUGACUGUACAACUUGUGCCAAUUAAUUUGGAAGAACCAGUGGGGCAACAGGGCCUGGUGGACAAUGUCUCAUGCAGCCAAAUGUAUGAUGCUGGAACUUCUGUCCUCCAUUUGAGUUAAAUUUGGAGACCCGCGUGUUGUUCCUAAUGACCAUGCCAUCCUAGACUCAUGAUAUUUGUUUGGAGGCCCCAAAUGUAGGCCACCCAGCAGAUUGAGCUAACGCACAAUUCUAAGUUUUGUUGAGUUCAUCUAUUAUCUGACCAAUCAUAACUUAUGCAGAAACAUCAUAUUUUAGAUGUUCUGUAACUUAUUGCAUUGGAACAACACACUCUUGACCCCAAAGCUUGCACAUUGUGAGGCACAUCCACGCCAUCCCACCUGUUCACAGCCAUAUUCCAUGAAGGUCAUUCACAUCAUGUUUGCACAUAGAAUGUAAUCUGGGUUUAAGCACUUGUUUAUAUACAUGAUAAAAUCAUAGGCGUGUGCUCUUUGCCAUAUCUUAGCGUGCGGAAGCUAUUACGUGCUUACAAAACCUUUGGGUCCGCCCCUGAGAUGCAAUAUAGAAGCAAUUUCCUAGUAGUGUUGCUCUUAAUUAUUUUGCUGUACCCCAACACAGCUAAAGUCAACCAACGUUGCUGUAGUUAGAAUUGUGUUAUCAAUCAACAACCCUUUAAUAGUU